AUGCCAAAAGUUGUAUCGCGAAGUAUAGUCUGUUCAGACACAAAAGACCAAGAAGAAUAUAAUGAGACGAAACCUCUUCACAUCUACUACUGCAUAUGUGGACAAAUGUCGCUUAUUUUGGAUUGUACCAUUGAUAAAUUACCAUUACGACCUACCGAUGGUGCACGAGUCAUUGAUGGUUCAAAACACGCUCACAAAAUUACAUCAGAUCCCGACGAAACUGUAUACUUAAAAAGAGAAAAGGGCAUUGAAAGGCAGUACAGGCUAAAGUGUAAGAAAUGCGCCAUUCCUAUUUAUUAUAAGCAUGAACAAGACAAUAAUAUAGUGUUCAUUCUGAGAGGUGCAUUAGUACAGACUGCGGGAGAGGCUGGUGUAACAGAUAUCUACAAACAAGUUGCUUUAACACAACCAAAGAAGAUUAUGGUGACAAAACAUACUAAAAAUAUGGGAAAAUUCAGUUCUGUUACUGUGUCUACAAUUGAUGAAGAGGAGGAUGAAAUCGAGGCCCGAGAAGUAGCAGACAGCUACGCUAAUAAUGCUAGAAUUAUUGAGAAACAAUUGGAGAGAAAGGGAAUGAAUAAGAGGCAAGCAGAGACCCCUGCACAAACUACGGAGAAAAGAGUUAGAGGGACUUUGAUAGAUAAAUAA
This is a messenger RNA of Arctia plantaginis, 648 nucleotides long. Lineage: Eukaryota; Metazoa; Arthropoda; Insecta; Lepidoptera; Erebidae. The record is from the annotation of a GenBank genome assembly.